Molecule: messenger RNA, 10159 nt
Organism: Syngnathus typhle (broad-nosed pipefish)
Lineage: Eukaryota; Metazoa; Chordata; Actinopteri; Syngnathiformes; Syngnathidae
Gene: kif1b
Product: kinesin family member 1B
Exons: 51
Coding region: 1890-7544 (1884 amino acids)
Biological process (GO): microtubule-based movement
Molecular function (GO): microtubule motor activity; microtubule binding; ATP binding
Source: RefSeq, a predicted model, not a curated record
GCGCUGGUGAGGGAGUUGACGUAAUCUCGGUAAAUCAAGACAGUUUGAUCAAUUCUCUCCGCCUGGCUGCAGAGAGACCUCCGCCUUAUCAUCUUUACGGGGAAACAAAGCUCCACAAGUCAUUGGUCACGCUUCGAGCUCCAGCCGGAGGAGGACACCAUUAGAAUGGGCCUUUUUCGCCAGAGUGGACUUUACGACAGUUUCCCCGCUUGCGCAUUCUGAUAGAAAAACAACACGUUUGACGUCCGCUAGCUUAAUCGUUAGUGGUUGCCGCUGCCCUAUGGUCUUGACGUUUCUGGAGUGACAGUCUUUGAAGCCGCACACGUACGGUUCAUCGGGGACAAUGCUGUGCUGCUAAAAAAAAAAGAAGCACCCGGCUGCAUCCUGUCGCACUACUGAACAACGUAAAGAGAAAAUACCUCAGAAGUGCCCAGAAGCAUCUCUACAACUUUCAUCAACAACACAAAUCAGGCGAGAUGUAUCACCUCAGCAUACUUCCUUGACACCAAUUACUAAUUUCCUAUUUUCCCGGGGUUUGGGGCCGUCUUGUGGCAUUUUGAGUGUAGUCGAAAAAGCAUGAGCGAAUAGUUGAAUUGUGAAUCAUGGUGACUAGGUGUAUUUUUGUAGACAUGCACUCGGCGUAAAAACUAGCGCAUAUUCAGGUAUGCUUUAUCGUGUUUGGGUAAUUGGUAGACCAGAGGGCAUUUUCAAUCUAACGUCCCUGGCGCACCUGACAAGCUGGUGGCAGAAAGUAGACUAUAAUUUAGACCGGCUAAAUGCCGGUCUAAGUUGUAGUGCAAGUGGUGCAAGAUGAUUUUGCUGGAUUUCAUCAAGGCCCAGGCAGACUACUGUAUUUCCCCACACCAUAAGUUGCACUAAAAAGCCUUCUCAAAAAACGAAGGUGUGCCUUUUGUGUGAACAGAAUUCCAAAAUCUGUAGAUGUUAUGUGGCUGCCGCCAUAUGCAGGGACGCAAUAUCUAAAUGUCAUAUGUAGACCCGAUGAACCAAUCGGAGGUCAUUACUAGGGGUGUAACGAUUCAUCGAUACACAUCGAUUAAUCGAUAUAAUGCUCUACGAUUUGUUGGCAUCGAUGCUAAACGUAAAUAUCGAUCUAUAUCGCCCGUUUUUGACCUCGGACAUUAGACGUGACUUUAUUUUGAAACCCAGUUCAUUGUUGCUUGCUUCCUCUUUCCGGGAGCAGUGCGCGGCGUGUUGUGAGCAGAGCAGGCACGUGAAACGGGAGCCGACAACUACGCGGCUCCUGGGCUGGUGCUAUUGCUAGUGUCCAAGAAGACGGGGAAAUUCGCUCCCCUUUGGGCUUCCAGUCCUUCGUUUGGAAGCACUUUGUAAUUUCCUAAAUAAAGAGUUUGCAGUACCUUGUUGAUUUUGCGGAUGAAUUGUUAUAAAUCAGGAAAUUGUUCUAUAUCGAUCGUAGAGCACUAUAUCGUGAUGUAUCGUGAAUGAAUCACAGCAGGCUUCAAGAUAUCGGCAAAUAUCGUAUUGUGAUCCUUUGCAUCGAUAUGAUAUCGUAUCGUGACAAAACCCGCGAUUUACACCCCUAGUCAUUACGUUGUACGUAAAAUACGUAGACCGGGGCGGUAAACCAGUCGGAGGACUUUACGUAAUACGUAGAGUACUUACUGCCACCGCGAUUGAUAAAUACUUUCGGUUUGUGCAAAGCAAACAGCAUUUUAGAGGGUCAUGGCAUCGACGAAGAGACAUGCUUAUGAGGCACAAUUCAGGCUUUCUGGAAAGCUGGGACCAUUGCCAAAGAGCAACGUGACAGCAAUGCGACAAUGGCAAGAAGGAACUUGUUUGUGUCAUGGCGAACUUGCCCAACUGUCUCAUUUGGAUACAGAAGAUGAAGACUUUGAUGGAUUUGCGUAUGAAUGUCGAUUAACAAUAAUGAGGGAGGGCACACGACACAACUUACUUGGAGACAGUCCUGCACGGCAAAAAUGUCCGGAGCAUCAGUGAAAGUCGCUGUUCGAGUUCGACCCUUCAACUCCAGGGAGACGAGCAAGGAUUCGAAAUGUAUCAUUCAAAUGCAAGGCAACACUACAACUAUUCUCAACCCCAAAACCCCAAAAGAACCAGCAAAGACCUUCAGUUUUGAUUACUCCUACUGGUCCCACACGACGCCGGAAGACCCCUGCUUUGCCGCACAGAACCAAGUGUACAAUGACAUUGGCAAGGAAAUGCUGCAGCAUGCCUUUGAAGGCUACAAUGUGUGCAUUUUUGCCUACGGCCAGACUGGGGCUGGCAAAUCCUACACCAUGAUGGGCAAGCAGGAGGAGGGCCAGGAAGGAAUCAUUCCCAUGCUCUGUGAAGAUCUAUUUGAGAAAAUCAAUGAGGAUAACAACAAAGAGGAGCUCUCCUAUUCAGUAGAGGUCAGUUACAUGGAGAUCUACUGUGAGCGGGUGCGGGAUCUGCUCAAUCCCAAAAACAAAGGGAAUCUCCGAGUGAGAGAGCAUCCACUUUUGGGCCCCUACGUAGAGGACCUCUCCAAGCUUGCUGUUACUUCUUAUACCGACAUCGCUGACCUCAUGGAUGCGGGCAAUAAGGCCAGAACUGUGGCAGCUACCAACAUGAAUGAGACCAGCAGCAGGUCCCAUGCAGUGUUCACCAUUGUCUUCACACAACGAAAACACGACAGCGAGACAGACCUUUCCACUGAAAAGGUCAGUAAAAUUAGUCUUGUGGACUUGGCAGGAAGUGAAAGAGCAGAUUCCACUGGAGCUAAGGGGACCAGGCUGAAGGAGGGCGCAAAUAUCAACAAGUCCCUAACCACGUUAGGAAAGGUCAUCUCUGCCCUGGCUGAAGUCGAUAACUGUACCAGCAAGAGCAAGAAGAAGAAGAAGUCAGACUUCAUCCCAUACAGAGACUCUGUUUUGACAUGGCUCUUGAGGGAAAAUCUUGGUGGAAACUCUAGAACUGCAAUGGUUGCCGCCCUCAGUCCUGCUGAUAUCAAUUAUGAUGAAACUCUGAGCACACUGCGCUACGCUGAUCGAGCAAAGAAUAUCAAAUGCAAUGCUGUCAUCAAUGAGGAUCCCAACAAUAAGCUGGUGCGUGACCUUAAGGAUGAAGUGGCUCGACUGAAAGAACUACUGCGUGCACAAGGACUGGGAGACAUCCUGGACAUUGAUCCUCUGGGGGAUGAUUGCCCAGGAAGUGGAAUCAAAUGUGACACAACUCAAAGCUUUAGAAUGCCACUGCUCAGUUGUCAAACUGAGGUUCAGAGCUUCAGAACAAAAGACCUCAAAGACAUUCAGAACAAUAAGAAUAGAUACUUGAUAGCCUCAGAGAACCAACGCCCUGGCCAUUUCUCCACAGCACCUAUUGGUUCCCUGACAGCCUCACCGUCCUCUGGCUCACUGUGCAGCCAGGGGGCUCUGCAGUCGGCCACCAGCAUCCAAGAGCGCAUCAUGUCCACACCUGGUGGAGAAGAAGCUAUUGAAAGGCUCAAGGAAUCUGAAAAGAUCAUUGCAGAGCUCAAUGAAACCUGGGAAGAGAAGCUGCGAAAGACCGAAGCAAUCCGCAUGGAGAGAGAGGCAUUACUUGCGGAAAUGGGCGUAGCAAUCCGCGAAGAUGGCGGCACUUUGGGCGUGUUCUCUCCUAAAAAGACUCCUCACCUGGUUAACCUAAACGAGGACCCCCUCAUGUCUGAGUGUCUACUCUACUACAUAAAAGAUGGAAUUACAAGGGUGGGACAGGCUGAUGCUGAAAGACGGCAGGAUAUCGUCUUAAGUGGUGCUCAUAUCAAGGAGGAGCACUGUAUAUUCCGUAGUGAGAAGGAUGCUAAUGGAGAUGUUAUCGUCAUGCUUGUGCCCUGUGAGGGAUCAGAGACUUACGUCAACGGCAAACGUGUUGAGGACUUUAUUCAGCUGCGUUCUGGAAACCGUAUCAUUAUGGGAAAGAACCACGUGUUUCGCUUUAACCACCCGGAGCAAGCUAGGGCGGAAAGGGAGAAAACGCCGUCGGCCGAGACCCCUGUGGAGCCAGUCGACUGGACCUUCGCUCAAAGAGAGUUGCUGGAGAAACAGGGUAUUGACAUGAAGCAGGAGAUGGAGAAAAGGCUCACUGAGAUGGAAAUCCUUUACAAAAAAGAGAAGGAAGAAGCCGACCAACUUCUUGAGCAGCAAAGACUGGUAUAUGAGAGCAAACUACAGGAACUUCAGAAACAGGUUGAGACACGUUCUCUGGUUGCCGAAACGCCAGAUGAAGAAGAGCUGGAGGAGGAGGAGGAGGAGGAGGAAGAGGAAGUGCCGUGGACUCAGCACGAGUUCAACCUGGCUCAUUGGGCCUUCAGGAAGUGGAGGUUCCACCAGUUCACAUCGCUCCGUGACCAGUUGUGGGGGAAUGCCGUCUACCUGAAGGAGGCCAAUGCCAUCAGUGUGGAGCUAAAGAAGAAAGUCCAGUUCCAGUUUGUUUUAUUGACAGACACCCUGUAUUCGCCCCUGCCCCCGGAGCUCUUGCCACCAGAACCAGAAAAAGAGCGUGACUCCAGGCCUUUCCCUCGCACGGUGGUGGCCGUUGAGAUCCAAGACCUGAAGAAUGGAGCCACGCACUAUUGGUCCCUUGAGAAACUCAAGCAGCGUCUGGACCAGAUGAGGGAGAUGUAUGACCGAGCAGGAGAAAUGGCUUCCACGCACCAGGAGGACUGUGGGGAAGGCACUCUGACGGGAACCGACCCUUUCUAUGAUCGCUUCCAUUGGUUUAAGCUUGUGGGAAGCUCCCCCAUCUUCCACGGUUGCGUAAAUGAGCAUCUGACCGAACGCACGCCCUCGCCCACCUUCUCCACCACCGACUCUGAAAUCACUGAGUUGGCGGAUGAGCGCCAGAGCGAGAUGUCCGACUUGAUCGACGACGAGGCGUUUGUCGACGACACCAGCUCAGACGCCGGCACGGAGGAGGGGUCGGAUAUCUUCAGCGACGGCCAGGACCCCUUCUAUGACCGCUCCCCCUGGUUCAUCCUGGUGGGAAGAGCUUUCGUGUACCUGAGCAACCUGCUCUACCCCGUACCACUGGUUCAUCGUGUUGCCAUAGUAACAGAGAAAGGAGACGUGCGAGGUUUCCUGCGUGUCGGGGUUCAGGCCAUAGCCGCUGAUGAGGAGGCCCCAGACUACGGUUCUGGAGUAAGACAGUCGGGAACUGCCAAGAUAUCCUUUGAUGACGACUACUUCAAAAAAAAUGAUUUCCCAGCCACAGUUAUGAUCCAAUCUGGUUUGUCCCUGGAAGAGCUGCGCAUAGUGGAGGGCCAGGGUCAGAGUUCAGAGGUCAUCACCCCUUUAGAGGAGCUCAACAGAAUCGACGACAUAAUGACUCCAAACACAAACCGUGGCCCUCCUCUUUCAGACCAAGAGCCCAAGCUGCCUUGUGGUGACAGUCCACCAGGCCAGUUGGAGAUAGGGAGCACCUUCACCUUUCGUGUCACCGUGCUCCAGACCACUGGUGUCCCACCAGAGUAUGCUGAUAUCUUCUGCCAGUUCAAUUUCCUGCAUCGUCACGAUGAAGCUUUUUCCACCGAGCCCUUAAAAAACACUGGCAAAGGUGCUCCUCUGGGUUUUUAUCAUGUCCAAAAUAUUUCAGUUGAAGUGACACAGUCCUUCAUUGACUAUGUCAAGACCAAGCCCAUCGUGUUUGAGGUGUUCGGCCACUACCAACAGCACCCGCUGCAUCUCCAUGGCCAGGAGCUGAUCAGUCCUCCAACACCAUCCAGGAAAUACUAUCCGAUUCCGAUGCCAUUGUCUAAACCCGUACCAGCCACCAAGUUGAACACAAUCACCAAGUCCAACCUGGGUCAGUGUGUCAGCAAAUACGACCUACUCGUCUGGUUUGAGAUCAGCGAGCUGGAGCCCACGGGAGAGUACAUCCCAGCUAUAGUGGAUCACAGUGGAGCGCUGCCUUGCCAUGGCACAUACCUGCUGCACCAGGGAAUCCAGCGGCGGAUCACUGUGACACUAAUCCAUGAGAAGGGUAGCGAGCUGCACUGGAAAGAUGUUCGCGAGCUGGUUGUUGGUCGUAUUAGGAACAAGGCUGAAGUGGAUGAUGGCGCUGCUGAUGCCGUCUUGUCUCUGAACAUCAUCUCUGCUAAGAACAUCAAAUCUUCCCACAACUCUAACAGGACCUUCUACCGCUUCGAGGCAGUUUGGGACAGCUCCCUGCACAACUCGCUCCUGCUAAACCGGGUCACUCCUUAUGGAGAGAAGAUCUACAUGACUCUGUCGGCAUAUUUGGAGCUUGACCAUUGCAUCCAGCCUGCUAUUAUCACUAAAGACAUCUGUAUGGUCUUUUACUCUCGAGAUGCAAAGAUUUCACCUCCCCGUUCCCUCAGGAACCUCUUUGGGAGUGGGUACUCUAAAACCCCAGACUGCAACCGUGUUACCGGGAUCUAUGAGUUGAGUUUGUGCAAGAUGUCCGAUUCUGGAAGCCCAGGCAUGCAACGCCGGAGAAGGAAGGUCUUGGACACAUCGGUGGCAUAUGUGCGUGGCGAGGAAAACCUGGCAGGUUGGAGGCCCAGAGGAGACAGUCUCAUCCUGGAGCACCAAUGGGAGCUGGAGAAAAUGGAGCAGCUGCAUGAAGUGGAGAAGACCCGCCACCUCCUCCUACUGCGAGACAAACUGGGAGAAUCGGCUCCCGUGGGAUCGGCGCCAACCACCAAGUCCCUGAGCGAGUUGCUGUCUCCAAGCAUGAGCUCGGGCUCCCUGUCCACUUCCACCUCCAUCUCCUCGCAGAUCUCCAGUACCACCUUUGAGAGCGCCAUCACACCCAGCGAGAGCAGUGGCUACGACUCCGCUGACAUCGAGAGCUUGGUUGAUCGUGAAAAGGAGCUGGCCACUAAGUGCCUCCGUCUCCUGACUCAUACAUUCAACAGCGAAUACAACCAGUUGGUGAACAGCAUCAGCGACUGCAAGCUCUCUGACAUCUCGCCGAUGGGACGUGACAUGUCGGUGACCAGCUUCAGCAGCGCCACGCUCACCCCCUCCUCCACCUGCCCUUCCCUCUCAGACUCCCGCUGUGGCUCUGUAGAGCAGAAGACUCCAGAGAACUGUUCCCGUGCAUCCAGCCCAUCCUGCUCAGAUUAUGAAAACUUCCCCAUGGUUCCCACCUUGGAGGCAUCCUACCUCGCACGUGCGGGGAAGAACGAAUUCCUCAACUUGGUGCCUGAUAUUGAAGAAAUGAGGCCGGGAUCUGUCGUGUCCAAGAAGGGUUUCCUGAGCUUCAUGGAGCCUCGCUCCAACUCGUGGGUGAAGCACUUUGUGGUAGUGCGCCGGCCUUACGUCUUUAUCUAUAACAGCGACAAGGACCCUGUGGAGCGGGGGGUGCUUAACCUUUCGACUGCACAAGUGGAAUACAGUGAAGACCAGCAGGCCAUGCUCAAGACACCCAACACAUUUGCUGUGUGCACAAAGCACAGAGGAAUCCUUCUGCAGGCCAACAAUGAGAAAGACAUGAACGACUGGCUGUACGCCUUUAACCCUCUCCUUGCGGGGACGAUAAGGUCCAAGCUGGCGAGGAGGCGUAGUGGCCUCAUCAAGAACUGAAGUGGAUACCACGAGCUCCAUUAUUUCUAAACGCCUUUGAACAUACCGAGUGUUAAUACCUAUUAAUCAGUUGUGUGAUUCUUGACGGUUUUCUCUUGUAAGUAGACUUGUGGCUUAACGUCUCCUUUCUUGCGAUUUCUGUCUCCCUUCCUCCUCAGCUUUUUAGGGUUUGGUUUAUUCACGACAAAGUCUCAUUUCGCACUGCUUCGCUGUCAUUCGAGUCUCUAACCAGUAGCAUGUCGUGAUAGUCUACCCGUGUGCACGAUCCUGCCGAAAACGUUUUUCUGGCCACUCAUUUUCUGUUUGCCAAUCACCUCUGAUAAUGUCUCCCCUUGUGACUUGUCACCAAGUUUUUAUUUAGUUUUUUUAUGCAUGAUAACAGCAGCAGUCCUCAGGAGAACACCCAAAUUGCUUACUGAAACACCAACAAAAAAAAUGGGAUUAAAUCAUGAAGGGAAAAUACAUGUCUCAAAGGGAUGCGUCUGCUCCGCGCAAAGCAACACAUGUUGAAGAACAAUUGCUGCUAAUGUAGUCUUUUUCACAAGAGUUACUUCAGGUUUAUGCCUCGUCCUAAGACGCCAGGGCCCCCUCCUGCUCCCAAAUGGCCUUUAGAAACCAAACAGCGUGUUUAGGAUCUCACUUAGUGACACGGCGAUGGACCUUCUCCAUGCUUUAGCCUGAUUGUGUGUACAUAGUUAUCCUGCCGUAGGGCAUCUCUUUGUGAAUGGGUACUUAUUCGAGAUUAUGGCUUUCACAUGAGCAGGACGUACAGGAAGCUCAUCUUUGGAUGUUUGAACGUGUACUUCAGGCGUGGGAAGCCAAUCUCAUGCACCGUGCAUGCUAUUCUAAACACAGGCAAAACCUCUGGAACUAGCUCAUAAUGAACUGCUAAUGAUACACAAAAAUGUUUUCACUCGAAAUGGUUCCCCACUCCUGAUACACCCGAACAAACUGGAGCCUUUUUGGCUCUCCGCAUGCUUCCCAUGGUUGUCAAAUGAAGGAAGGGGCAGCGUUUCAUGGAUGAAACGGCGUGCAUACUGCUUGCGUUGAACAUCCACUCAAUGUCAAUGUGUCAACACCAUGUGUUUUAUUCCUUUUUGCUUCACAAUCUGAAAUUUGCUCUUUCUUUGUUGCUACUAACCUGUUUUGUAUUAUGGCUAUCACAAUUUAAUAAGGAUUAUUUUUUUCUAUCAAAUGUGACAGGGCAUUUGUUUCUAUUUGUGAGCCAGCUGCGUUAGUGUUUUAACCUUAUUUUUGUGUACACUAUAGCAAGACAAGGGCCGAAAUGCACAUAUCAAGGUUACACUGGAUGGCUGUUACACAAAAGGGUUAUUAGAAAGAAGAUAUAUUCAAGGGACAAAAUACACAAAUACUUUUACUUGUGCUAUUGUUGGAGAAUAGUUGCUCUAUCUAUGCGUUCUUGGCUCCAUUGAGCUCCCGCUCAACUCAUUUUGGCGCCUCAGUUGUGACAUGUGAGCAUGAUGUGAUUGAUACAGAUGGGUGAUUUUAAACUCUGGCCAGCCAACCAGCAGUUUCACCUUGUAUAAUAUGACUACAUUUACAUAAAAUGAAGGUGAACAGAGGCGCCAAAACGGCUUUUAUUUUUCCCCCCAAUAGACUGACGCAAUUCCAAACGUCAUCAGCAACAUUUUUUCUUCAGGUCAGACAGCCUGCUGGUUGACAAAUUGAAUCUGAUGACUUUUGGGAUUUCUUUUUUUGUUAUUAUUCUCUUUUAUUUUUUGAGGAGACGUUUUGCAUUCCUUAUAUUAUUUGCCAGAGCAUAUAUUUUCCAUCUGUGGAGCGAAUUUGUAGCGUUCUCAUACUUUGGAGUGUCUAUUUAUUGUUUGCAAUGUACAUAUUAGUUUGCAGUUCUUUGCACAUUCUAACAAAAAAACAUUCAACUAACUGAUCAGAAUCUGCACGGUUUAGUUGCUCUUGAACCAAAUGAUGUGGCAUGGCAGGGGAAUGUUCUGUGAAGAUGUUUGUAUUUCUAGAGUAUUUGUAAGGGGGGGGGGGGGGGAGAAACCAAAUGAAGUUCAUAGUUUCCUAUUGGAGACAGUUGGUUGCAUUGAUACUCUCUUUUUUGCAUUAGAAAGGGAUUCCAGUAAAAAUCUGCCUGUGAUUGCAAACAUAUUCACGUUCUACUCGUAUGAGCCAGACAUUCUAAACAUAUUAGGUUUUUAUUUUAUCUUAUAUCAGGGAUUAUAAUAUGAAAUACUUUAUGAUAUCUAAUUACAUAAAUUACUGUUUGUGCUUCUGUCGUCACCUUGACACAUUUCCGUUGAUGCCUUUUAGACUGGACAAGAUUUCCCUCUGACAAUUAUCAGUUAACUCUUUGGAGUCACCAAGUCAUCAAGUUUCAAAUAGAAAAGGCAAACAUUAACAUUGUACAUUACUUCUUUUGCUUUCAUUUCCAUACUUAUUUUGUAAAUAUCUGUGUUGUAUGGAGCUUGAAUUAAAAUGUAAAUAUGUUUACUGUAUUUGUAAUAAUUAUAAUCCAUUCGCUGUAUAGCAUAGCUGUGUCAUGCAAAUAUACUAAUAACUGUGUCUGGUAAACCUGCACCAUUGGUCUGUCUAGUGAACGAGGAAACAAUAAAAGUGCAAACUAGCAACAA